AUGCAAGUUAGUCCUGCUAUUCUUCUCAACGGCAUAAUAACUAGGAGAUUCCUCUAUGUCGCUACUGCCCAAUCCUGCUUCUCGCCGCCUUACCACCACAACACGCGCGCGCACCUGAACAUCAACACCACCGAAAAGCCGCCGCUCCUCAAUCCCGUCACCCCGACUUGUGUCACGCAACAUGGUCUUCGAUGGUCGUUGAACCGACGCAAACCUACACCCGUUUACUCGCUCCAUCCACCUCACACAUUUGCGCUGUGCAUCUCUCUUGCCCGUGUUGUCCUCUACAAGACGAUCUACCAUCUCAUAUCGGCUGCAGUGGGUGAUGAAAGCAACAAAAUCCACCAGCGACUGUGGCCGCAGCUGGAACACGAGUUUCGAGGCGACCCCGAUCGCGUUGAUGAUGACUUCGUCUACUGGGACGUCCUGCCAUUUCAGGCGCGCCGACCUGUCCUUCGUGACCGACACAUCGUUCAGAGCCUAGAUUUGUGGUUUCCCUCAUAA
Messenger RNA from Colletotrichum higginsianum IMI 349063, 504 nucleotides. RefSeq lists its product as uncharacterized. The record is from RefSeq and is a predicted model, not a curated record. The transcript is spliced from 2 exons. The coding region runs from base 1 to 504 and encodes 167 amino acids. NCBI's taxonomy places the organism in Eukaryota, Fungi, Ascomycota, Sordariomycetes, Glomerellales, Glomerellaceae.